Phymastichus coffea is the source of this 3639-nucleotide messenger RNA. RefSeq names its product extended synaptotagmin-2 (gene Esyt2). Gene Ontology annotation, biological process: lipid transport. The transcript has 17 exons. Lineage: Eukaryota; Metazoa; Arthropoda; Insecta; Hymenoptera; Eulophidae. The record is from RefSeq and is a predicted model, not a curated record. Gene Ontology annotation, molecular function: lipid binding. Bases 121 to 2649 code for a protein of 842 amino acids.
GGUCGUUUCGAUGUUCAGUCGAAGCGCAAGUUGUGGGUCGAAUCAGCUGACGUAUUUCGAAGCUGCCGACGGUCUAGUGCGCAAAUGCACACACGCAGUGAUUCUGAUUAUUGAGUUAAAAUGGCAGAGCCAACAGGAGAUGCAGAAUCAAAAUUAAUUUCAUCACUUAAAGAAUCCAUGAUGUUAUCUCCUGAGAAGGAUCUAAACUUGGAAAAAGAAGAUAAUCAAAUAAAAUCAUGGCCAUACAUGACAUUUGGUACUUUAAUUAAAUCAUUGUUCACAAAAGCAAUAACUGUUGGAAUAAUCUGGGGAGUUGGCUACAUGAACUGGAAUUUUGCUUGGCUUAUUCCUCCUAUUGCAUUUAUUGUAUUAAGAGGAGAAAGAAAAAAGGAUGCUCAAAUGAAAAGAUUAACUGCUCAAGCUACUGCACUAGCCAAAGAUAAAAUCAUCAUUGAGAAUCGCAUUGAUGAGCUACCGGUGUGGGUUUAUUUCCCAGACUACGAUAGAGCAGAAUGGCUAAAUGGGGUUUUAUAUAAAGCAUGGCCAAUGAUUAAUAAAUAUGCUCAUAACUUGGUUAAAAGUAAUAUUCAAGAAACAAUUGCUCAAACUGUAUCCAAAUACCAAAAGAAAAUGCCAGGGCUUGGUAAAGACUUCACUUUUGACAGAGUGGUCUUGGGAAGAAUACCUCCAAAAAUCAAUGGUGUCAAAGUUUAUGACAAGCACACUUCAAGAAAUGAAAUUAUACUAGAUAUGGAUAUCAUGUACGCUGGAGAUUGUGAUAUUGCAUUUACUAUGGGAUCAGUUAGAGGAGGAAUCAAAGAUUUUCAAUUAAGAGGUAUGCUCCGUAUAGUGUUGAAACCACUUAUUCCUAUCAUACCUAUUGUCGGAGGUGUCCAGGCAUUCUUUUUGAACUGUCCUCUUUUAGAUUUCAAUUUGGUUGGAAUAGCUGAUGUACUUGACUUACCUGGAUUUAACGACGUGAUGAGAAAAAUAGUCGCUGAAAACGUAGCUGCAAUAGCUGUACUGCCAAAUAAAAUUACUAUACAACUUUCGGAAGAAAUUCCAACUGAAGUACUAAAAACGCCUGAACCAGAAGGUAUUCUUCGGAUUCACGUCGUCCAAGCAAAGCAUCUGCUGAAAAAAGAUAUUGGUGUGUUGGGAAAAGGGAAGUCCGAUCCUUAUGCUGUAAUAACAGUAGGAGCUCAAGAAUUUAGGACCCAAACAAUCGACAAUACAGUGGAUCCUCAGUGGGAUUACUGGUGUGAGAGUGUGAUCGAUUGUGAACAUAGACAAGAAAUCAAUAUAAACGUUUGGGACUGGGAUCCAAGCGUUGCUGGUAUCGUACAUGACUUUCUCGGAAGAGCCACCAUCGAGGUGAGCCGGGUAAAGAAGAAGGGAGUUCUCGAUACGUGGCUAACUUUGGAAUUAGUGAAGCAUGGAAUGGUGCAUCUUCGCCUCUCAUGGCUUGGAUUGUCGUCGAAUCCUGCUGACUUGGCAGCUGCUCUGAAGGAAACUCAAGAAUUGAGAGUUACUUCUAUGAGUAGCGCUAUUUUGAUACUCUACCUUGACUGCGCUAGAAAUCUUCCCUGCUUAAAAGGAAGCAAACAACCCGACGUUUAUUUGGAAGCAACCAUCGAUGGGAAGACCGAACGAACGACAACCCAGCACAGAUCAUGUAAUCCAGUUUGGGAGCAAGGAUUUGUUAUGCUAGUUACCAACCCUGAAACUGGAACUUUGCAUCUGCAGAUCACCGAUGAGAAAACUACUACCGUCGUCGGAGUCCUUACUUAUAAUAUUUCAGCUCUUUUAUCUAUGGAUAAUAUGCAAAUGAAAUGUCAACCAUUCGAUUUACAAAAAAGUGGGCGUGACAGUAAAAUCAUCGUGUCGAUGACUCUCAGGAUUCUGACAAAUGCAGUGCCAGAAGUAACUUCCGACGAUGACGAAGACGAAGACGUUCAAAGUUUGAACAAAAAAAUCCAGCGACAGGAGUCGACUAUUUCAAGCGUUCUUCCAGACAGUCCUCUCAAAAGACACCCAUCAAAAGAAUCGGUCUAUAGUUCAGUAAGCAACGCUACUUCUGCUGCAUUGGAAGACGCAAUGUCAACCAAAGACAACGUUGAAGAUUCCAUUCGAGCGGAAUAUUCUUCAGGUGUAUCAGCGAUUCCUAGAGUUUCGUCUAUUCGAAGUGACUCACCGGGGUUAAUUCGUAGAAAUCCGAGUGUUACAUCAUUCGCCGGUGAAUCGAAACUCGGUAGGCUUCAGUUGACUCUGAAAUAUAGCGCAGCUAGGCAAAAACUCAUGGUCGUCAUUCACAAAAUAGCCAAUUUGCCGUUGCCAGCCAACGACCCGACCAACAUACCAGACCCAUACGUUAAAAUUUAUCUACUUCCCGACCGCCACAAAGAAACAAAACGUAAAACUGCCGUCAAGAAGGAUAAUUGUAACCCAGUUUUCGAUGAACAGUUCGAGUACAUUGUGUCGCAGGGUGAUCUAAACUCACGUGUUCUAGAAUUAUCCGUUUGUACGCAAAAAGGCUGGCUCUCAGCAGGAAGUAAAUGCAUGGGUCAAGUACUUAUAAAUCUGUCUGAGCUGGAUUUCACCCAAGCUACUAGUAGUUGGUACGACUUGAAACCGGAAGGAAAAGACUAGAAAAUAAGAAAGUUUAAAUUAUACUAUUUCUGCAUCGCGUAUUUUUCUGAAAAAUGAUUGCACAUGUCUGAAUAAUGUUUCUUAUUUGUUUUGCUUUUUUCUCUUUUUUUUUUGAAAACUCUGAUUUUCAAUAUAAUUAUGAUACAAGAUAUAUAUAACUUAUAACUGAUUAUUAAAGAUUAUUAAAGAUUGUUUUUUUAAGCUUUGAUAGAAAUGAGACGUUUACAGUUAUAAUUAUAAAAAAUAAUUGUAUCUUUGUUAUAUAACCUUUGAAAAAUUUGAUUGGGAAAAAAUGUUAAAAAAUUUUUACGAUAAUUGAUGUUACAAGAAUAAGUUUGGUUUAUAUUCAAAAAUUUACAAUAAAGCACUUCAUGCUUGUGUCUGACAUUGCCGUCCGAAAUUUAUGAAGUUUAUUGAAUUAUUUAUAUUUGUAGUUAUGUAAACUUUUUUUGGCAAUUGUAAGGUGCUACAUCUUAAUAGAAAUACUAGAUAAUACCUAAUAGCCUUCAUGUGUGAUAAAGAAAGUUUAACAACUUUCAUAACGAACUACUAACUUUCAUAAGUGCUGUGCAAUAUUCUUAGUUCUUAUUACAAUUACGUAAUAUUUGCUUUAUUAUUCAAGUCACAUUUCUAAUAAUAUAGAGUUAAUCGAAUGAUUUUUUUUGAAAAUUUCAAAAUUUGCAAUAGACGAAAACUGUAAGUUUGUAAAAUUAUCUUGCAUUUUUGAAUAUUUAAAAAUUAAAAGUUUGGAAAUAAAACGUGGAUUUAAAAAAUAAUAUAUCAAAUUACGAUUGCAGUCAACAAAAACAUUAUUAGUUGAAAAUAAUUUGAAAUUAUUGAAAAAUUAAACUAAGUUAAGCAAUGAAAACUUUGUUAAAAAAUAAGUUGAUCUAAUGCUAUGUAUUAACGCUAUUGCGAUACUAACUGUGAAUGAAUAUUAUAUUAUAUUUAUACGUGCAUUUUUGCUACAUUCUAUCUAUGUAUAUGAUA